Molecule: messenger RNA, 3096 nt
Organism: Penicillium waksmanii
Lineage: Eukaryota; Fungi; Ascomycota; Eurotiomycetes; Eurotiales; Aspergillaceae
Product: putative importin 13
Exons: 4
Coding region: 1-3096 (1031 amino acids)
Biological process (GO): protein import into nucleus
Cellular component (GO): cytoplasm; nuclear membrane
Source: RefSeq, a predicted model, not a curated record
AUGGCGACGCAACUUGCAGGCAUGGGACACAAUGCCGGAGGUCCAGUUGCUGAGUCACACACGCUGGUCAGUCAACUCUAUCACCCGGGCAAUCAACGCGAUCCGGCCCGGAUCAAUGAGAUUCAAGCACGGUUGCAGCAACUCCAGAAAGGCGAAAAUGCCUGGGAAAUCGCGGAUUCCCUGUUACGGGAGCCAUCAGCCCAUCAUCGGUUCAUGGGAGCACUUACAUUCACAGUUAAAGUUAAUGUCUCAAGCGUUGAUAUUGAAGAGUCCAUGACCGUGGAGAUUUUGGCGCAGCUCGUUAACCAUUUCGUCGCUAUCGUUAACGAGGGCGAACAGGCGAUGGUAAUCAGGAAACUUGCAUCCAGCCUGACGACUAUCUUCAGGCACCCAAAAUCACCAUGGAAACGAGCUAUCUGGCAGCUGGCUGCCAGCCUUGCUCAUGGUGGAUAUGUCUCUGAACAGGAAUCCCAGACUGUGGAUUUCCUGAAUGGGGUACUGCCUGCACUAAGCACACAACAAGCAUUGGCGUUGUCAUUUUUCUCAGUGGCGCUGGCUGAAGACGGUUUGCGGCUAGAGGUUGAGCCCCAAGAUGCCAAGCCGAUUCUGGAAAGGUGCCAAGCGAACACCGAGGAUGGUUUUCUGUUGGUGCGAUACAUCAUGCAGCAGAUUUCAAUUUCCGAGGCUGCACUCAGGGAAGAGUCAACAGAAGUCACAUUAGGGAAUGAGGCUAUGAGUUCGUGGAAGGCCUGGCUAGGUGUUUACGCAAGCCGUUAUACAUCGAGUGGCGAAAGUCUUCAGGGUAUCGCUGUUCAAUGUGGUCAGGAUAUUAUCAAAAUGCUUCGAUUUACUACCCUUAGCGAAAGCGCCGCAACAGUAUUGACACAGGCCUUUGACAAUCGCCGCUGGGCCUUCGAUGAAAAUUCCAUAUGGGCUUUGUCGGAAAUCCUAUCCGACUCUAUUGUGACGAUGCAUAUCGUUGCUAUUACCAAGGGCGACGAGGGUAAUGAGAGCAUGGCAUACGUCGACCUCUUGGUGGCAUAUCUCUCGUACCUUCAUUUGGAUUUGUUCACCGAUCCGAUGAAACCCCAGAACGUCGGAAUUUUGACCAUUGUCCAUGGCAUUUUCAAAACUCCGGGAUACGCCUCUAUCGAUGACCCGGCAACACCCCGUGUCCUGGAAUACUGGAGUGAAAUUGCCGAAUGUGUUACCGAUGAGCUAAAUUCUGAUGAUCCCCGGUAUCAGUUAGUCAAAGGCCAACUAGCCGAGGUGGUCCUAGGAUUGUUCAACAAACUUCUUUACCCAACAACCGAGGACCUCGAAGAUUGGGGCGAUGAUGAAAGGGGAGAAUUCAACGCUUUCCGCUAUGAAGCCUGCGAUUAUCUUCUAUCAGCCUACCCGAUCUUGGGGGUAGAGUUGGUGAGCGUAUUCCAAAAGAGCGCAACAACUCAUCUCGAGAAUCAUGAUUGGCGAGGGUUCGAGGCCGCUAUGUUUUGCAUUGCACAACUCUCUGAAGCAGUCGAUGAAAAUGGCCAUGCAGAUCAGUGUCUGGAUGCGAUUUUCGGUAGCAAGGCCUUUUCUCAACUUUGCACAGGCAGCGAGGCGCAGAUUCCUCUCAAAGCGCGCCAGACUCUGGUGGACACAUUUGGAAAGUACGAAUCUUAUUUCGAGCGUCACAACUCUCUCCUUGCGGGUGUUUUGAACAUUUUAUUCGAGUCACUCAGCUUCGAGCCCUGCGCACAGGCGGCUUCACGAUCCAUCUUGACCCUCUCGAAGUCCUGUGCUCGUGUCUUGACUUCAGAGCUCCCUAUUUUCCUAGAUCAGUUUGACCAGUUCCGCACCAAGCCAACGGCAACCGUAUCAACCAUGCCAAAGGUCUUGGAGGGUAUUGCGACGAUCAUUCAAAAGCUAUCUACCGACCAGGAGAAGGUUGAAACGCUUGAGAGAAUUCUUGAUUUUUUCGUCCAGGAGGCGAAGAAGGCGCGAGAAGAAGCCAGCACGUCAUAUGAUGUGGCUCGAUCUCAUGGUCACCUUGUGUUGGGCUGUAUCGCCAGCAUCGGAAGGGGGCUUCGGGCUGAUUCGGAUGAAGUUAUCAAUCUUGAUGAAGCAGAAGAACAAAACCCAUAUCCACCAUCUUUCUGGAAUGCCGGCCCAGGCUCUCGAGCUCAGCAACUGAUCAUGGAAGCGAUGCGUAUCCUCAUUGUGGACUUCCCAGUGGACAGCGGUAUCAUAGAUUCUGCGUGCGACAUUCUCAAGGCUGGAUAUACAGAGUCAUCCGGUCUUUUUGUCUUCCCUCCGUCACUAACAGUUGACUUCAUCAAGAGCUUCCCACUGGGUAUAUCCGGAACAGAUGUCAUCAUGGCCACCGCCUCUUCCUUCCUUGCCUCCCACGCCUCCCAUGCAGCUCAUAUUCGCAAUGAAGCAGUGGCCUUGAUAAUCCAUGUGACUGAACUAUUCUCGUCGAUGCUCCAAACUCCCGAUAUCUACGACCCGGAAACUGCCAAUGCUGGCAUAGACUUCCUCGCACGCCUACUACCGAAAUACUACCACAUACUAUUCUCACUCACCGAACCGCUUCCGUCUUCAACGGGAAAUGCUUCAUUACAGCAUCCGCCUGUGUUCGCAGUCCUCCUCAACUUUACACUCCAUGCACUGAGCAGACCUGAGCCAUUAACAAUUCGCUCAGGCUCUAGUUUCUGGGUCACGAUGAUAGAGCUACGUGGCGGGAAUGCGGAAGAAACCGCAGCACUCGACCAGGUCUUGGAUCAAUUCAUCCCACCAUUGUGCCAAACUCUGGUCAAACAAUUCGCUGGCCGUUGCUCAAGGUCAGAUCUUCCAUCCCUCAGCGACGCGCUUCGACGAACCAUCUUCAACAAAAUGAGACAAGCACGCCCAAGCCUUGCAACUGCACUGGAAACACUCGAUGCCCAGAUGGCAGAUGCAAACGGGAACCAAGUGCCAGUCUUCUCUCCACAAGACAAAUCUCGGUUCCUGGAAACUCUCAUGAUUGCUCGGGGCGCAAGGUCACAGACUCUGGAGCUUGUCAGGAAUUUCUGGCUCAAGUGCCGCAACAUGAGCUUUGAUUAUACACAAUAG